AUGCCCAAAAAGCAUCAACCAAAGGCUCUCCUAACUAAACCGCAGUCGAGUACGCCACAUACACUAUCGUCGUCCAAGGCCUCUCAGUCCAACACCACGCACAAUGGCCCUCCGCAACGAAGUGUCAACGAUCUGAUCCGCGAGUCUAGACGUCUGCAGAGAAGAAACGAACCGCUCCCCCCAGCGCCGGGCAAUGCUGCUUCGAUCCCUCCUUCUCUGAGACGUGUGCUCGAUCUCCCUCCUCUCCCGCCAGCACCUGUCCCCCACGUCCGUUCCAAUGGGCCUAGCCGGCUGCGGCGCAUACCUGGGCCUCCGCCACCUCGCAGUUGGCUGACCGACAGCAUUCACGCCCCGGAUUCGGCGAGGGCUACAGCUGACACUGAGUCGAGGGGCCACCGGAUCCAGGUUCGCGCGAGUAACUUGCCGAGCGGCUCAUUCCCUCCCGCCGGAUCGUUGCAGCAUUUGGCGCUGAAGAAGAUAGCGAGCAACUGGUCGUGGCAUGUUGAAAAUGAUCAAGUCUACUUCCCGGCUCUGCCCACAAAUUUGAAAGAGACUCUUCUGAGUUAUAUUGCUGUCUACAACGAGGCGCCGAUCAACCCACUUCGUCCGUUGUUUCUCAAUGACAAUGAUCCCGGAGAUCGCCUUGAAGUGCACCGACUCGAUCUGAGCAACGGCCUUGGCUUAUGGAUGACUUUGAAGCAAUUGGAGCGUGAUUUGGUGCCGAAGCAGGCACCCGUCACAAAGUCUGUCUCUUCCACACAAGCUGCCUCACAAGCUGCCUCGCCAUUUGAAGCGCUGGAUAGCUGGGAGGCCGAGUCUGACGACGUCGACCGUCUAAGCCCGCUGCCUCUCUCAGUGAUCCCAAAAGCCAUAUCCAAUUUUGUCAACCUAAAGCACCUGUCACUGGCUGUUUCGCCAGCAAACGUAAAAGCAGCCUCGUGGCCUUCUUUGCUUUCCUUGGCCACGGAACUUCGAACGCUGACUUCGCUAUCGCUAGCUUACUGGCCCCAACCGACCUUUACCCCCAAUGCCGCGUCGACCAGGGCAGUUUUACACGUCCCUGGAUCUCCCUCGGUGGUUUAUGGCGGCUCCGAUAUGUACACAGCGUAUGACGACAACUGGAGAGAGGCUGCAGGAAUCCUUCGUACCCUGAGCAGGUCUUUGUAUUGUCUGAAAUGGCUCGACCUCACGGGCUGUGGUGAUUGGUUCGCCGCGCUAAAAUGGCGGCCGGAAUCUUCCUCUGAGUCGUCUUCUCCUGAAAGGUAUGGCCCCGAGUGGAAUUCUGGGUGGAGGGGCCUUGAAAAGCUCAUUCUGGAAGUUGGUUGGAAACCUCUUCCGCCAUCAGCUCACGAUAGUUUGCCGACUUCCGGCCAGCCACCUUGGGAUGUCGAGAAUGAGCGCAGGAUAUACCGUUACAAUAAGGAGAGGCAACGGUUCGGCGAGAUACGCAGCAUGGCACAAUCAGUGUCUAAGUACUUGCGCACGAUCCGGAAAGAAGGCGGAGGGAGGUGGAUCGAGGUUGAGAUUGGCGAAGAACUCCAACCCUCGGACUUUCCAUAG
Molecule: messenger RNA, 1560 nt
Organism: Exophiala spinifera
Lineage: Eukaryota; Fungi; Ascomycota; Eurotiomycetes; Chaetothyriales; Herpotrichiellaceae
Exons: 1
Coding region: 1-1560 (519 amino acids)
Source: RefSeq, a predicted model, not a curated record